GUAAAACAGGUGUAAACAUUACAAAAGUAAUAUUGCUUUUGGGAAGAUGAAACCCCCCUAUUAAUGUGAAAGUUGAAUCGUCCCUGAAAGUUUGGCGAAUCACCAAAAUUCAUUUUCUCUGCCGAAGUUUAUUGCCGCUUCUCCAAUUUGGGACAUAAUUUGAAGAACAAAAAUAUAUAUAUAUAAACAUAACAAAGCAAUAACAACCCAUCUUCCUUUGUCCAUAUUCUUUUAAUACUAAUCUCGCUGCGAUUGUCGACGCAGCCCCAGUGGCCUAAUGGAUAAGGCACUGGCCUCCUAAGCCAGGGAUUGUGGGUUCGAGUCCCAUCUGGGGUGGUUGUAUAUUUUUUCCCCCCCGCUAACCAGACUUUUUGGAUGUGACAAGCAUCAAAAACCAACAUAAACGGAUGCAGUUUUUCGGACUGGAAGCAGAGACAGCUCUGUGAUUUAACAGCUUAUAUGGACUUUCAAAGAGUGAGUAUCUGUAUACUGCUGUGCACACUGACUGCAUCGCUGCAACCCAUGGAUCUACCAAGGAAAAAGUGCUCUAAGCCUCAAUCCCACCAGCUCCGAGAGGCCACCGUGCGUUGGGAUGCUGCCCACAAAAGUGUAAUCCUAACGGAGGGAGUGAUGGAGACAGAGGGGGGGGCCUACGGCUACUUCAACGACACCCUGCUGCUCUCUGGAUGGGGUGUGCUGGAGAUCAGGGCAGGCUAUGGAGCGGGUCCGCUGGAUGAUGAGACCACCUUCUUCCUGGCUGGAUACCUGGAGGGCUACCUCACCGCUGGACAGAUGAUCAGUCAUUACGCCAACAUGUACCCUCAGCUGAUAAAAGAUGAACGAGUUUUAAUCCCCCUGAAAACAUUUUUGAGCAAACAGGAUGAUUGGGCCAGAGAGCAGGUCAAACUGAGGAGAAACAGCGACCCCUUGUGGAGACACUUGGGACUGAUCUUGGCCCAGCUGGAUGGGCUCCACGCUGGAGCCGCACAGUGGGCCAAAAGCAAACACAGAGAGCCUCUGUCACCGUUUGCGGUCCAGUUCCUGAAUGGUAUCGGCGACCUCUUGGACCUCGUCCCAGCCCUGACGCCCCGUUUCAAUGCCUCAGUGGCGGCUGGAGCCUUUAGGAUGCCAGGAAUGGGCCACUGCACCGCUCUCAUAAAGGUGCUGCCGGGCUUUGAGAACCUGCUGUUGGGUCACUCCAGCUGGUACACGUACGCCGCCACCAUGCGGAUCUACAAACACUGGGACUUCCGGGUGUCCGACCCAAACGCCGCCACAGGAAAGAUGUCCUUCAGCAGCUACCCGGGCUUCCUGAUGUCCCUGGAUGACUUCUACCUGCUGGGAAGCGGCCUGCUUAUGACCCAGACCUCCAUCGGCGUCUUCAACGCCUCCCUGUUCUCCGGGCUCAAUCCUCACAGCCUGCUGGCCUGGCAGAGAGUCCGCCUGGCCAACAGUUUGGCGAAGGGCGGAGAGGAGUGGGCCGAGGUUUUCUCCAAACACAACUCAGGUACAUAUAACAGCCAGUACAUGGUGGUGGACUUGAGCAAAGUUUCUCUGCGUCGCAGCAUCAGGAAUGGCGCCCUGACCGUGGUGGAGCAGAUCCCAGGAAGGGUGGUGUAUUCAGACCAGACCCGAACUCUGCGCAGAGGUUACUGGCCCUCCUACAACAUACCGUUCAACGCUGAGAUCUACAACCUCAGCGGUUACGGCGUGAUGUGGGACAGAUACGGAGACGAUUUCUCAUACGAUCUUUGUCCCCGAGCUAAAAUCCUCCGCAGAGACCAGGCCAAAGUGUCCGACCUUAACUCCCUGAAAUACAUGAUGAGAUACAACAACUAUAAGAGAGAUCCUUACUCCAAGGGCCAUCCGUGCAAAACCAUCUGCUGCAGAAAUGACCUGAGACCAAGGAGGUCACGACCGGGAGGCUGCUAUGACACAAAGGUGACGGACUACCAGAUGGCUCUCCAACUGGCUGCUGAGGCUAUAAACGGCCCCACCACGCAGGGCGGGCUGCGUCCGUUCGCAUGGCGGUCCUUCAACCUCACCGCUCACCAGGGUCUCCCGCACACGUACAAUUUUUCCUUUGUCGCCAUGAGGCCCACACUGAUCCAACCCUGAGAACGUAAACACGGCAUACAUGAAGGCGGAGGGUAUUCUAAGAAAAGGAUUCAAAGCAGUUUCACUGCAUUUGUAAAAGAGAAAAUGUAAUUACUCCUGAUGUAAGGCAGAAAGUUGUUUUAUCUUUAGUUUUGUUAUGACUUGGCUAUUUUAGGCUACUCCUCUGUUUGAAACUCUACUUCCUGAAUUGGACAAAUUAUCCAAAACUUUCCAGUUUUGACUGAUGAUUUCAGGGAAACGCUGAUCAUUUGUUUCCUCUAUGCAACAUUUACUCAGGAUUGCAGAUGUGGCGUUACAAACAAUUUCACAUUUAUUUAAAACAUAUUUGAUGUAUACUCCUAGUCUGUCUUUAAACAAACUAGAAAAUUAA
Molecule: messenger RNA, 2488 nt
Organism: Oryzias latipes (Japanese medaka)
Lineage: Eukaryota; Metazoa; Chordata; Actinopteri; Beloniformes; Adrianichthyidae
Gene: plbd1b
Product: phospholipase B domain containing 1b
Biological process (GO): phospholipid catabolic process
Cellular component (GO): extracellular region
Molecular function (GO): glycerophospholipase activity
Source: RefSeq, a predicted model, not a curated record